GAGUAUUACCAUUUUGGGGAAGUGAGAUGACGGGGGAACUCUUGACGAAUCUGAGCCGUUGAUAAAAUGGACGGUCGUGAUUUUGUUUGGCGUCGGGGUCUCCAAGAAAACACGACGAGUUACUGUUGUUGACGAUGAUUAGCCUCUGUUCAGUGGGGAAUUAUUUACGAUUAUUAUUAUUAUAAACAACACUGAUGAGUCAGUUCUACCGUAUUCGAGAAGAUUCUGGGCGGUGUUCGGGUGUUGGAAACCCUAAUUGGAUUGGAAAUUUGGAAUUGCGUUUUUAAGGGAUGUCGCAGCCGACUUACUUUCCGUUGAGGUGGGAAAGCACCGGCGAUCAAUGGUGGUACGCUUCGCCGAUCGAUUGGGCGGCGGCGAACGGGCACUACGAUCUGGUUCAGGAGCUCCUCCGCCUCGACGGCAACCAUCUCAUAAAGCUGACGUCGCUGCGGAGAAUCCGGCGGCUGGAGACCGUGUGGGACGACGAAGAGCAGUUCCACAACGUCGCUAAGAACCGAUCCGACGUGGCGAGGAGAUUGCUAUCGGAGUGCGAGACGAGGAAGGGGAAAAACUCCUUGAUUGGGGCUGGCUAUGGCGGAUGGCUUCUGUACACCGCUGCGUCGGCGGGGGACGUGAGUUUUGUGCGGGAAUUGCUGAAGAGGGACCCGCUGCUGGUGUUUGGGGAGGGCGAGUAUGGCGUCACCGACAUACUAUACGCCGCCGCCCGGAGCAAGGACUCGGAGGUCUUCAAGGUGGUUCUCGAUUUCGCCGCCUCCCCCAGGCUUUCCAAUUCGCCGUGCGCGGCGGCGAUUCCCGCCGGGUAUAAGCUAGAGAUAAUGAACAGAGCACUCCAUGCCGCCGCCAGAGGCGGCAAUCUGAAAUUGCUGAAGGAGCUUCUCAGCGACUGCUCCGACGACGCCUUGGCUUAUCGUGACGUCCACGGCGCCACCGUCUUGCACGCCGCCGCCGCCCGCGGCCAGGUUGAGGUGGUUAAGGAGCUAGCAUCGUCGGAGAUAAUCGAAUCGAAGGACAGCAAAGGCAACACGGCGUUGCACAUCGCAGCUCACCGGGGACACUUACCCGUCGUCGAAAUGCUGAUCCUCGCAUCGCCCCGAUUAAUCGACGCCAAAAACAAUGCCGGCGAAACAUUUCUACACUCGGUGAUCACCGGAUUCCAAACCUCCGGUUUCCAAAGAUUGGACCGCCAAGUUAAGCUUCUCAAGCAUUUGCUUGGCGAGAGCCUAUUCAGCAUUGAAGAGAUCAUAAACACCCAAAACGUCGAAGGGCAAACCCCGCUUCAUCUAGCCAUCAUCGGAAACAUCCAUUCCGAUCUUGUCCAACUGCUGAUGAGCGUUAGCUGCAUCGACGUCAACAUCCGCGACACAGACGGAAUGACUCCGCUCGACAUCCUCAGACAACGCCCGCACUCUGCCUCCGCAGAUUUAUUAACAAAACAGCUGAUAUCCGCAGGCGGGAUCUUCACCUCACGGGACUACACGGCGAGGAAAGUUAUCGCGUCCCACAUAAAAAGGCAGAGUAUGGGAAACAGUCCAGGGACCUCCUUCAGAAUCAGCGAUGUUGAAAUAUUCCUCUACACCGGCAUCGAGAAUGUGUCCGAUGGCGCGCACAGCGUUGCUCUCAGCGUUUGCUCCCCCGAAUUGAGUCAGCACGGAUCGAACAUGGGAGCCCACAGUCCGAGAAGAUCCAAAAAGCUCCGAUCAGCGGCGCAUAAGCUAAAAUGCUUCCUCCCGUGGCUUAAGACGAAAGCCAAACCUUCGGACAGGCUCAAGAAAUUGGCGGACAGGAGUUCGAUCGAACAAGUUCAUGUCCCCUUAAGACAACGUUACUUGAAGCCGUCGCCGCUCCCUAACAACAAGCGAGCGCUUUCUGUCAGCAGCAGCAGCCAGCCGAGCCCGACGGCGAAGAAGAAACUAGCGGCGGGGAUGACGCACGGUGUCAUGAAGGCUGUUAUGAUUCGUCAGAGAUCGCGCUCGAAUUCAUUCUCUAAAUUGUCUUUAUCUUCGCAGAGUUCGGUGGAUGCAGGGCCGAUAGAGUGCGGCGAUUUUGCCAAGGCUUCGAGCUCGACUACCGCUGAUGUCGGGAGAAGUUCGACUCACCGGCCCUCUUCGAUUAGCAAAAGGUCGAUGAAUCAGUACCUGUGCUUUGGCGGCGGCCCGUGCCAGCAUAUCGAACCGGCCUAUGCUGCUGCCGAACCCCAGCCUUACGACGUCUACGAACGGUCUGUUCUAUCAGCCGCCUGAUUUAAAAAAUGGACGGAUGGGGUCUGUACAAAAAUGUUUAAGGUUGCUAGUCUUGGAAGAAACUUUCGUCUUAUGGCAGGCAAUGGUUGGGUUGGGUUAGGUUAGGUUCUUAUUUUUUGAUGAGGUGCAAUUUCAUUCAUUAUCAUUAUGCUUCGGAUUAUAUUGUAGUAUGAAUAUGAGGAUGAUGAUGAUGAUUGAUGAAUCCUACUACUUCACCUAGCUCUUGUUUGUUAAUGGCUGCCAUUUUUUUGUUUAUUGCAAUAACUAAUAUUUAUGUCUCCUC
This is a messenger RNA of Andrographis paniculata, 2544 nucleotides long. RefSeq lists its product as uncharacterized. Bases 291 to 2261 code for a protein of 656 amino acids. The record is from RefSeq and is a predicted model, not a curated record. NCBI's taxonomy places the organism in Eukaryota, Viridiplantae, Streptophyta, Magnoliopsida, Lamiales, Acanthaceae. Gene Ontology annotation, molecular function: protein binding. The transcript is spliced from 3 exons.